Messenger RNA from Nannospalax galili (Upper Galilee mountains blind mole rat), 1624 nucleotides. It is a transcript of the gene Pop5, whose product is annotated as POP5 homolog, ribonuclease P/MRP subunit. The record is from RefSeq and is a predicted model, not a curated record. Bases 92 to 607 code for a protein of 171 amino acids. Lineage: Eukaryota; Metazoa; Chordata; Mammalia; Rodentia; Spalacidae. Gene Ontology annotation, molecular function: ribonuclease P RNA binding. The transcript is spliced from 5 exons. Gene Ontology annotation, cellular component: ribonuclease P complex. Gene Ontology annotation, biological process: tRNA 5'-leader removal.
GAAGCGGGGCGACGCACAAACCCUGCCUCCUGCCCAUUGGCUGCGGGGCCAACCUCCGGUCCACAAAGCCUCCUCUAGCGCGGAGGCCGCCAUGGUGCGCUUCAAGCACAGGUACCUGCUCUGUGAAUUGGUGUCCGACGACCCGCGCUGCCGCCUGAGCCUGGACGACCGCAUGCUGGGCGGCCUGGUGCGGGAUGCGAUUGCCCGUGUGCAUGGGACCUUCGGCGCCGCCGCCUGCUCGGUGGGGUUUGCAGUUCGCUACCUCAAUGCCUAUACUGGAAUAGUGCUACUUAGAUGCCGAAAGGACUUCUACCAGCUUGUGUGGUCAGCUCUGCCUUUCAUCACGUAUUUGGAGAACAAAGGACACCGUUAUCCUUGUUUUUUCAACACAUUACACGUGGGAGGUACAAUUAGAACCUGUCAGAAGUUCCUGAUUCAGUACAACAGGAGACAGCUGCUCAUCUUGUUGCAGAACUGCACUGAUGAAGGAGAGCGAGAGGCUAUCAAGAAGUCUGUCUGUAGAAGCUGUUUGUUGGAGGAAGAGUCUGCUGAGGAGGAACUUUCAGACAGUGCUGGUGAGGAGUUUGCUGAAGCAGUGAACUGCUAGCCACAGAGCAGGCCACCCUGUGCCCUGGCCCACUUGUAGGAACAGGACGUUGCAAGAAGUGGCCACAGUAUCUUCCACAGCUCUCCAGACUGAGUAACCAUGCAGAGGCCAGGUGACCAGCUUGAAAUGAAGGAUUUGCUUAAAACAGGUGAAGCUGCCCUUACCUGCUGCCCUGGUGAAGUGGCUCUGCAGCUUGUGAAGGCUCUGUCCAGAUUUGUGUCUAAUUGCUUAGCUAAGAAGGUUGAAUAAAUAUAUUUGGCUUCCAUAAGCAAUUUAACAUACCCAAAUCACCAAAGGGCUUAGGGGUUCAUGCUUGGCUAAUUCUCCCCCUCUACAGUGCUGGCCUCGAUGAGAAGACUGGCUCCCUGUGUGGUACUAGAGGUACUACUCCACCUUUCACCCAAGUUCCUGUACCCCCCAGCUGCCAAGGCUGACUUCUAAGUGUAAGUCGCACAGAAGUACUAGUGAGCGGACAGCCAACUAAACUUGCAUAAAUAUAGAGCAGAUCUCAGUACUGCUGCAGAGUACUGCAAGUACCAGAUUCCCUAGCUGAGGCUUAGGUGUCUUGACAAGAACUGCAGCUUUCAGUUGGUCCACUGUGUACACAUGUGAUCCUCAGCACUUGGGAGGCUGGGGCAGGAGGGUAGAGCUCCAGACCAGCCUGGGCUACAUAGCAAGAUACAUUCUGAAAAAAACAAUGCAGCUUUUGUAAGGGAGGUAGGGGUGAUGUUACUUGGCCACACAGCUCUGAACUGCUACCCACUUCAGCUAACUUUCUGCAGUUCCCCUCUGCCUGUGGCCUACCCUGAAGCCAAGUGACAUCCCCACACUCACAGGAAUUAAGAGGGACAAGAUGCUUAUGAUCAGGAUUGGUCUGCUACCUCUUUUUUUUGUCACAGGAUCUUCCUGUACCUGACUGGCCUGGAACUAUGUCGACCAGGCUAGCCUUGAUCUCAGAGAUUCACCUGCCUGAGUGAUAGGAUUAAAGGCAUGUACCACUAUGCCUGGCUUCUAAUG